Molecule: messenger RNA, 1510 nt
Organism: Sebastes umbrosus (honeycomb rockfish)
Lineage: Eukaryota; Metazoa; Chordata; Actinopteri; Perciformes; Sebastidae
Gene: rogdi
Product: rogdi atypical leucine zipper
Exons: 11
Coding region: 21-1037 (338 amino acids)
Cellular component (GO): RAVE complex
Source: RefSeq, a predicted model, not a curated record
UGCGUUAUUCCCGACAGUCCAUGAAGGCAACAGAUCCUCCGCUAAUCCCGCAGGCAGUGAGGAGAGAGCUUCAUCCCGAGAAGAGGACGCGGUUUAACCUGUUAUAUCCAGUGUUUUCAUCCUGUGUUCUUCUGCUCAUCAUCAUGCUCAACUCGCAGAGAUCUCUGUCCGAGCUGCCCAAGAUGACGGCUGCCAGUCAGGUGGAGAGAGCUGUGCUGGAGGAAGAAUUCAACUGGCUGCUUAAAGAGGAAGUUCAUGCUGUCCUGAAGCAGCUCCAGGAUGUCCUCAAGGAGGCGUCUAGACGUUUCUCCAUGCCGGUGCCGGGCCUGGAGAGUCAACUCAAACAGGAAAACUUCAUCCUCGGCAGCUCAACCAUGGAUCAAGUGAAGGGGGUGCUGACUCUGCAGGGAGAGGCUCUGACCCAGGCCGACAUAAACCUGAAGGUUGCAAAGAGCAGCCAAGUGUUACACUUUCAGUUCAGAGAGGACAAGCUGUGGAAACUGCAGCAGAUCCAGGACGCCAGGAACCACGUGAACCAGGCCCUCCUGCUGCUUGGCGGCCGGGAUGACAGCUACCACUUCAAGACUGGCGCUGAGGUUAAUAAGCUCAUGGACGGCGUGAUGCUCCAGCUGACGAGAGCACGGAACCGCCUCACCACCCCGGCCUCCAUGACGCUGCCUGAGCUGGCCACCAGUGGUCUGAUGAAAAUGUUCACUCCUCCCAUGCCUGGGGAUGUGAUGGUGAACUUUUACAUCAACUUGAGCAAACUGUGCCUGACCGUCUACCAGCUUCACGUGCUGCCUCCCAACACCACUAAGAAUUUCAAGCCAGCUGGAAGCUCAGUGUUGCACAACCCAGGAGCAAUGUUCGAGCUCAACCACAACCGGUUUGAGGUGAGCCACGUUCACAAGGUGGAGUGUGUGGUGCCCUGGCUUAACGAUACGCUGGUAUUCUUCACCAUCUCGCUGCAGCUCUGUCAGCAGCUCAAGGACAAGAUAUCCGUCUUCUCCAGUUUCUGGAACUACAGACCUUUCUAACCCACCUCCCGUCCAUCCUCUAGAGAUCGCGCUGACCCAAACCAACCACACAAGUGUAAGGGACAUCCUGGGAAGGGUUCUAUUUGUUUUGUAUAAAUAUAUAUAUAUAUACACUGUAUAUUUAUUUAUCAUCCAGUCUUUCAGUUCCAAGUGUUGCAUGAUUAGCUGAAGGAGCCAAUCAAAGCCCGAGAGAUAUGAAUAUUCCCAGUUGUGUCAGCCCAGCUGACUGACAUCCCUCUGAUGUGUGUGUGUAUGUAUGUGUAUGUGUGUGUGUGUGUGUAUGUUGCAUCUCACAGCACUGACUUGAACUUCUCAAUGAAUGAAUGAAUGUUGCUGAUUUGUUAUUAGAAUUUAUUUUUAAUUAUUUGUUACGUUCAAGCAACUUAGUACUUACCGAGUAUUUAUCUGGUUCUUAUCCCCAAAGUUAUCAUCUGAGCCGUGUCGUUGUGUGGAUCACUUAAUUUGUGCACUCA